Messenger RNA from Nipponia nippon (crested ibis), 522 nucleotides. The record is from RefSeq and is a predicted model, not a curated record. Lineage: Eukaryota; Metazoa; Chordata; Aves; Pelecaniformes; Threskiornithidae.
UGCUUUGGUGAUGUGUUGCUGAAAGGAUCUUUCUCUCGAAAAUGCUCCACGAGCUGUAUCAUCUGCCUCGACCUUGUGGAGGACAGAAAGUCCUAUGGCACCGUGGUGUGCCCAGCGUGCAAACACGCCUGGUUCCACAGGGGCUGCAUCCAGGGACAGGCUGCGGGCGCCGGCAUUUCUUGCUUCCAGUGCCCCCUCUGUAGAGAUAAGGAGCUCUUUCUCGCCGAAAUGCUUGUCAUGGGGAUCCGAAUCCCCCUCAGACUGCCGUCAUGGGAGGAGAGCCGUACAUACGCAGCACUAAGUGAGAGGCACAGCCGCUGCGAUGCCAGUGAGUGCCUUUGCCCAGGAGGCAGGGAGCAGGCAGAGGAAGAGGGGCCCUGGCAACUGCUCCUGUGCUGCUCCUGCGCUGCCGAGGGCACCCACAGACGCUGCUCCUACUUGAGGAACAGCACGGCCAGCUGGGAGUGCGACAGCUGUGCUGGCCUGGGCACCGAAGAAACACGAACCGUGUCUGCCCAGUAA